Messenger RNA from Epinephelus moara (kelp grouper), 3315 nucleotides. RefSeq names its product guanylate cyclase 2F, retinal (gene gucy2f). Gene Ontology annotation, biological process: receptor guanylyl cyclase signaling pathway; cGMP biosynthetic process; protein phosphorylation. The transcript is spliced from 18 exons. The record is from RefSeq and is a predicted model, not a curated record. Lineage: Eukaryota; Metazoa; Chordata; Actinopteri; Perciformes; Serranidae. Gene Ontology annotation, molecular function: peptide receptor activity; ATP binding; protein kinase activity. The coding region runs from base 1 to 3315 and encodes 1104 amino acids.
AUGCAACAUAUUGCUCCAAAUUUCAGAGGGGCGCUAUGGGAGUCCAAUCAUCCAUGUAUGCCCAUAAUUAAAAGCAGACCCACUUUAACGACACUGCCCUUUUAUAACUUUCUGUUAUGGGUCCUCCUCGGUGUGUUGACGUUCCCUUGUUGUGUCCGCUGUUUAAUAUUCAAAGUGGGGGUCCUGGGGCCUUGGAACUGCGACCCUGUUUACUACAGGGCGCUGCCCGCUGCGGCCGCCAGGCUCGCUGUAAGCAGGAUAAACGGAGACUUAAAUCUGGAUCUGGGCUUGAAAAUGGACUUUAUCAUCCUCCAGGAGCCUUGUGAAACCUCCAGAGCUCUCACUGCGUUUAUUUACUAUGAGAAGAUGGCGAAUGCGUUUGUGGGCCCCACCAAUCCGGGAUACUGUGUUGCAGCCUCUCUGCUGGCCAAGAACUGGGAUAAAGCCAUCUUCUCUUACGGCUGUGUCAACUAUGAGCUGGACCGAGUCAUUGGAUACCCGACUUUUGCCAGGAUGGUGCCGUUUCCCACUGAGGUGCUGUUCACCGUGUUGAGACACUUCAGGUGGGCCAGUGUUGUGGUGGUCUCGUCCAAUGAGGAUAUUUGGAGGGACACUGCAGGGAGAGUUGCCACAGCUCUCAGGCACACUGGGCUUCCUGUUGGGCUGGUUGCAUCUAUUGGUCUGAAUGAGACUGAGGUGGAGAGCACGCUGAGGAGGAUCCAGGAUGCAGGAGAGAUCAGGGUCAUCAUCAUGUGCAUGCACUCAGUCCUGUUCGGAGGAGAGCAGCAGGCCACAUUUCUCCUCAAAGCACAGAAAAUGGGCCUGACUACUGGGAAGUACGUGUACAUACCCUACGACACCCUCCACUACAGCGUACCCUACACCAACGUCUCCUACUUCCCGCUGCAAAACAACAGCAGGCUGAGAGAGGCCUAUGAUGCUGUGCUCACUAUCACCAUGGCCUCUGACCCUUUGUCCUUCAACGAGGCGUUCGCUGCCGCAAAGAGGAGUGAGGAAAUGACGAUAGCCACGCAGCCAGAGCAGGUUAACCCACUAUUUGGGACCAUCUACAACAGCAUCUACCUGCUGGCAAAGUCCAUCCACAAUGCCAGGAAAGCAGGCAUGCGACUGUCAGGCUCAAACCUUGCAUUCUUCACAAAGAACACAACCUUCACCGGCUUCAACCAGAAGGUCAAAGUGGACACUGCUGGAGACGUUAAGACCAACUACGUCAUCCUGGACUCUGACAACAGGGGCAGCCAGCUGUACCAGACCCAUGUGGUGGAUCUAACAUCUGGAGUGCUUCGUUUCGCUGGGAGGUCGAUUCAUUUUCCAGGAGGAUCACCCCCGCCGUCUGAUUCUAGCUGCUGGUUUGACAAGACAGCUGUCUGCACGGGAGGUGUGGAGGUCACCUACAUCAUAGUAGUGUUUGCUGUCAUCUUCAUUCUGGCUGUGGGAGGGCUCGUUAUAAGUCUAUAUAUCAGGAGGAGACUCCAACAAAUCCAGCUGGUCAAAGGUCCCAAUCGGAUCCUCCUGACCUUAGAGGAUCUCACUUUUAUCAAUCCUCAAUUUAGUAAAAAGAAAAUCACUUUAGAGGAUCUGAGCGAGUCCAAGAGCGCUAUAGAGGAGAAAUCUGCAGAACGCUCGCACUCUGUCAACAGCAUGCAGACUGCAACUCAUGAGUCCACCAACGUAGCUGUAUACGAGGGCGACUGGGUGUGGCUGAAGAAAUUUGAGGAGGGGCAGUUCAAAGAAGUGAAGCAGAGCACAACCAAGAUUUUUACAAAGAUGAAAGACCUGAGAAACGAGAACGUGAAUCCGUUCCUCGGCUUCUUUUUGGACUGCUCAAUGUUUGCGGUGGUGACGGAGCACUGCUCUCGAGGCAGUCUACAGGACCUGCUGAGGAACGAGGACGUCAAAUUAGACUGGAUGUUCAAGUCCUCGCUUGUGCUCGACCUCAUCAAGGGUAUGAAAUACCUUCACCAUAGAGAUUUCCCCCACGGCAGACUAAAAUCUCGUAACUGUGUGGUAGACGGGCGUUUUGUCCUCAAGAUUACUGACUACGGCUUCAAUGAGUUGCUGGAGUCUCAGAAAGCUGUUAUAGAAGAACCUCCACCUGAAGAUUUAUUUUGGACAGCUCCAGAGUUUUUGAGGGACCUUGCGAGCUCACGUAAAGGCACCUAUAAGGGAGACGUGUACAGCUUUUCUAUCAUCCUUCAAGAGGUGGUGGUCAGAGGGCCACCAUACUGCAUGCUGGGUCUACCGCCCGAGGAGAUCAUCCGUAAGGUGAAGAAGCCUCCUCCCAUGUGUCGCCCCACUGUGGCCCCAGACCAGGCUCCUUUGGAGUGCAUCCAACUGAUGAAGCAGUGCUGGAGUGAGCUGCCGGACCGCAGGCCAAAUUUCGAUGAGAUCUUUGACAGGUUCAAGCUCAUCAACAAGGGUAAGAAGACUAACAUCAUCGACUCCAUGCUGAGGAUGCUGGAGCAGUACAGCUCCAACCUGGAGGACCUCAUCAGAGAGAGAACAGAGGAGCUGGAGGUGGAAAAACAGAGGACAGAAAAACUACUGUCAGAGAUGCUCCCACCUUCUGUGGCUGAGGCCCUGAAGACUGGUGCCACAGUGGAGCCAGAGUACUUUGACCAGGUGACAAUCUACUUCAGUGACAUUGUGGGUUUCACUACCAUCUCCUCGCUCAGUGAUCCCAUCGAGGUGGUCGACCUCCUCAAUGACCUCUACUCUCUGUUCGACGCCGUGCUCUGUAACCACGAUGUCUACAAGGUGGAGACCAUUGGUGAUGCUUACAUGGUAGCAUCGGGUCUUCCCAAGAGAAAUGGCAACAAGCACGCUGCCGAGAUUGCCAACAUGUCUCUGAAUAUCCUCAGCUCAGUAGGAACCUUUCAUAUGCGGCACAUGCCAGGCGUGCCCGUCAGGAUACGCAUAGGAAUCCACUCAGGGCCCUGUGUUGCGGGGGUGGUAGGUCUGACCAUGCCUCGGUACUGCCUUUUUGGAGACACCGUCAACACUGCCUCUCGUAUGGAAUCCACUGGGCUGCCUUACAGAAUCCAUGUAAAUAUGAGCACUGUGAAGAUCCUCCAUUCUCUUAACGAGGGUUAUAAAAUAGAAGUCAGAGGCAAGACAGAACUGAAGGGUAAAGGUAUUGAGGAGACAUACUGGCUUGUAGGGAAAACGGACUUUACAAAGCCUUUGCCAAAACCACCUGAGAUCAAACCAGGGGACAACUGGCAGGAAAUGGUGACUGAGGAGAUCAAGGACAUUUUUCGCAAGGCCCACAGGCAGGUGGACAAAAAGAUCUGA